Molecule: messenger RNA, 3208 nt
Organism: Nothobranchius furzeri (turquoise killifish)
Lineage: Eukaryota; Metazoa; Chordata; Actinopteri; Cyprinodontiformes; Nothobranchiidae
Gene: gde1
Product: glycerophosphodiester phosphodiesterase 1
Biological process (GO): phospholipid metabolic process; ethanolamine metabolic process; N-acylethanolamine metabolic process
Cellular component (GO): plasma membrane
Molecular function (GO): glycerophosphodiester phosphodiesterase activity
Source: RefSeq, a predicted model, not a curated record
GUCACAGCCGUUACGACGUGCCACCUGAAAUGUUGUCCUCCCGUUUGGUCGUUCAGCGGCUCAACCGUCCUAGCAGUUUCUAGCUUUCUCCGGCUUAGAUGUGGUUUAAUGCUCCACUUAAUAGCUGCUGUCAGAAUAUAACACGGAGCAUGGAUGUGUGUGAAACAUCGCGUUUUUAACCAAGAAAAAUAGCUUAACAGGAAAGAAAAUGUCAAACUGAAGAAAAUCUGCGCUCGUGAACCCAAGAAGUCGUCUACAAUGCUUCAGCUGGGAGAUGAAGUCACCCUCUACUCACUUGUCCUCGUGGUGGUCCUGCUGGGGACGCGGAGUCCGGUGUGGUCGGCUGUCCUCACCGCUUCCCUCUACUUCUUUCUAGCCAUGUUUCGGUUCCCGCAGGUGACGACCAGCCGAGCCCGGCAGGUGUUGCAUCCAGACUCCCGUGCAGUGGGCAGCGGUAAGGUGUCUGUGAUCGCUCACCGGGGCGGAGGACACGACGCACCGGAGAACACAAUAGCAGCCAUACGGGAGGCCAGUAAGAAUGGUGCAACUGGUGUGGAGUUAGACCUGGAGUUCUCCGCUGAUGGGGUCCCAAUACUGAUGCACGAUGAGACUGUGGAUCGGACCACCAAUGGGUCGGGACGUCUCAGCCAGAUCAAAUUUUCAGAGCUCAGGAAGCUGGAUGCAGCUGCAAAACAUCGGCUCAGGAACAAGUUUGAAGGUGAGAAGAUCCCAACUCUACAGGAAGCAGUGGAGGAAUGCAUCAGACUGCAGCUCACCAUCUAUUUUGAUGUCAAAGGUCAUCCGGACCAGGCAGCUGCAGCUCUUAAAGACUUGUAUCAGAAAUAUCCGGUUCUCUACAACAGCAGCAUCGUCUGUUCCUUCGAACCCAAAGUCAUUUACAGGAUGAGGCAGAGCGACCCUGAAGUGGUCACCGCGUUGACCCACAGACCCUGGAGCCUGAGUCGUCUUGGAGACGGUGUCCCGCGUUUCUCAUCGGCAUGGAAACAUCACUGGGUGACGCUGAUGGACAUCAUGUUGGACUGGGCGCACCAUCACGUGCUGUGGAGGCUCUGUGGCGUAUCGGCGUUCCUGGUACAGAAGAACUUUGUGUCCCAGGACUACAUUCAGUACUGGGCCCAGCGGGGGGUGGAGCUUGUAGUUUGGACCACCAACACAAAAGUGGAGAAGGCGUAUUACCAGGAGCUGCUACACAUCAGCUACAUCACCGACAGCCUGGUGGAAGACUGUGAACCGCACUACUGAGAAACACACACACACACACACACACGUUUAUUAUAAACAUAAUAAAGACAUUUUUACUCACCACUCCUCAGAUAUCUGUUACAUCAUAGAAAGUCAACAGUUCAGGAGACUUUUUAUGCUGAGGCACAAUUUUUAUGUUUAUAUUUGAGUUUUUCCUGGAGAAAAACAUUUCAAACCUUUAGAUUUAAUGCAAAGGGGCCAAAUAUUAGCAGUUAGACGCUGAAAUUAGUUUAUGUUAUAUCUGUUUAUGUGUAAAAGUCUCAAGUCAUCCCUUCUUUCAUGACUUUUCUUCUAACAAAUAAAAAGUUGUAAUUAUUUCUUGAUUUGUCUCCAGCGACAGUUCUCUGGACUUCCAGAAGGUUGUUUUAGUUGUUCUUUAGCUGGUUUUAUUUCCACUGUACAAAAAUGAUCACGUCUCAUAAUUUUAUUAUGAUUCAAAUUUAGUUCCUGAAAAAAAAAUCGACAAAAACUUCAAAUCAAAUCUUUAGUUACUUCUAUAAAUAAGUAGUAAAUAUUUUAUGAUCCAGAUAAUAAACAGCCUUAUUGUUCUCAUAGAGAGAUUAAAUAAUCUGUAGGGAUGAGAUGAGCUGAGCCUUGAUCACCAUGUACAGAGACUUGUUUAAAGGUGCAGUAUGUAAGAAUAUAGUGAGUAUUUUACAGUGAGAAAAUCCCAAAAGAGUAAUGUUUCAGUCAAUUUGGAAGGAAGGUUAUACUGAAACAUAUUUCCAGCUGGCUGUGGGGAUUGUCAGUUUUUCUCCUUUCAAAAUAAAGGAAGGAAGGACUUAACUACUGUUUACCACCAGUUUGUGUCGGGUUGCCGUGUCCCCUGCGAGCUAAUACUGCAGCGCCAACAAAAGCUUCAGUUGUUUAAAGUGGUUGCAGUAACUAAAUUUUACCACAGCAUGUGAUUUUUAUUCAUUUUUACAUAAUGCACCUUUAAGCGUAAAAGUUGAUAAAUGGAAGGUUUGAACAAUUUACAAAGAACUACUUUGUCAUGUUGUCUUACAGGUUUUUAAUAUGUUGCACAGUUUGUUCCUACUUCUUUAUUUAAAAGCUAAAGAUAACAGAAAACCAGAAUGUGAAAGCUUUGUUUAUGCUUUCAUAUUUAUGUCUUGAAAUCCAUCCAAGUCCUCUGGAGUCCAAGAUUCUUGUAAUGUUCGCAUUUUCCACUGUUUAAACUACCAGUUAAAGGUAUUUAUGACCAUUUAAUUACAAACUGGGGGGAAAAAAAGGCUCCUUUGUGUUAAACAGUCAGAACUUUCUUUAUCUUAAACAGUCUAGAAUUUAGAAAAUCAACCUUUCUGACGUCUUCAAAUCAUCAAAAAUCAGUUUCAUGUUUUUAUCACUUUAAAAAUCUAGCAGAGGUUCAGAAAAUCCAGAAAUGUUUUGCUUAAGCAUUUUAAAACUUUUUUUUUCUCAUAGCCAGAAUAGAAACCGCAGAGACUGAACAGACUGAUCCGCAGGGCCAGUUCUGUUCUAGGAUGCCCCCUGGACCCUGUGGAGGUGGUGAGUGACAGGAGAAUGACAGCUAAACUGUCAUCCAUGUUGGACAAUAUCUCCCAUCCCAUGCAGGUGACUUUGACAGCUAUGAGCAGCUCCUUUAGUGGGAGACUGCGGCACCCAAGGUGUGGGACAGAGAGAUUCCGGAGGUCUUUCCUCCCCACUGCUGUCAGACUUUACAACAAAUCUGUUGGAUGAAGUGUACUCUGUAUUUCUAGCUGUAUCUAGUAUGGUUAUUAUUUUUUAACCCAUUCUUAAGGUAUAAAAUGUCUAUUGUAUUGAGUUUAUUUUAUCUCAUUGCGAUCGGUCUUAUUGUAUUUUAGUGUUUUUCUCCCUCUGCAGCAUAACUUUUACUUUUACUUUGCUUUUACUUGGCUGUAAACGAAACAAAUUUCCCACUUGUGGGACUAAUAAAGGUCAUCUUAUCUUAUCUUAUCUGAAACAA